AGGAGGAGGAGAAGAAGAGCUGAAGCGUUUCCUCUCAGGAGUGAAAAAUAAUAAUCGCGUUUGGAGAGAAUAAAUCGGUUUAUCUUUAAAUCCUGAGAAACAAUGAACAUGAUGCCCAAAAGAGACUUCAGUAGCUAUCAAAAUACUUCCAGGACACCUGAUACUUUCACCAGUUCUUCAGAAAUUAAGAAAGAGCUUCACCCUUGCUCAGUUUGUGGGAAGAGUUUUAUUUCCCAGAGGAGACUCCAAAUCCACCAGCGUAUUCACACAGGAGAGAAGCCGUAUCACUGCUCACAGUGUGGAAAGAAUUUCAGUCAAAAAGGUCAUCUCCGGACACACCAGCGCAUUCACACAGGAGAGAAGCCGUAUCGCUGUACGCAGUGUGGGAAGAGCUUUGCUGUGUUGGGUCCUCUCCAACGACACCAGCGCAUUCACACGGGAGAGAAGCCGUAUCGCUGCUCCGAUUGUGGGAAGAGCUUCAAUGAAUCAAGUAAUCUCCGAAAACACCAGCGCAUUCACACAGGAGAGAAGCCGUAUUAUUGUUUACAGUGUGGAAAGAGCUUUGCUCAUGCACAUACACUCCAAACACAUGAACGCAUUCACACAGGAGAGAAGCCGUAUGACUGUUUACAGUGUGGAAAGAGCUUUGGUCAUGCACAAACACUCCAAACUCACCAGCGCAUUCACACAGGAGAGAAGCCGUAUCAGUGCUCACAGUGUGGAAAGAGUUUCAAUAAAAUAAGUCAUCUCCAAACACACCAGCGUGUUCACACAGGCGAGAAGCCUUAUUACUGCUCAGAUUGUGGGAAGAGUUUCAGUCAGCAAAGUUCUCUUCAAUCACACCAGCGCAUUCACACCGGAGAGAAGCCAUAUCACUGCUCAGAUUGUGGGGAUUGUUUCAGUCAAAUAAGUUCUCUCCGAAAACACCAACGCAGUCACACAAAAUAGAAGCCGUAUCAGUGCUCACAGCCUGGAAUCUGUUUCUCCGACCUCAGCGAUUUCAAUCCACACCAAUGAAUUGACACAUGAGAAACCAUUUAUCUGCUUACAGUGAGGGAGGUUUUACUCUCCAGGGUCAUCUUAAAACACACCAACGCAUCCAUACAGGAGAGAAGCCCUAUCCCUGCACACAAAAUGGAAUAAUUUGAAUUAGAAAAAUUAAAAAACAUCAAGAAAUUUGCACAAGAGAAACUAUACCAAUGCUGAGGAGUGAAAGGAGAACACAUUCAUAGUGACUACUGAGGACCCUGAGGGCCUUUUUUUUUGUUUUUUCUCCCCCCUCCUUGGUAUUUGUGGUGCAAUUUUCCAUCGAGGCAUACGACUUGUGAACAUUGUUGUGACUUGUGUUAAGCCUUCAGAAUUCAAUCAGAAUUGGGCUAAUUAAUUCAACAACAAGAAGUUUAAUUUACAUAGUGCCUUUCACCAACCCAUGAAUGCUUUGCAAAGUAAUGAUAAAGAAAAAAACCAUACAAACAAAUCAACCAGUGAAGUUCUUGGAUAAGACAGAAGAUUAAAGAAAUACAUGAACAGAAAUAACACGGGUAAAAAGACAGCAACUUAAAGCAUGGUAAAAGGAAUGGGCAGUCAGUGAUCAAGACACAAGGGUAAGAGGAGACUGAAGUUGAGUUUUGAACUGUAGGAACAUGAAGGUUCUGGGGGACAUGAUUCCAUAGCUUGGGGGUUAUGACUCUAGAACCCAUGGUGGACAGGUUUUAUUUUUGGACAGACACUAGACCAGAAGAUGAAGAUCCAAGACUUGUGAAUGGGAGCAUAGGAUUUCAGUCGUUCCAUAAGAUAUUGAGGAGGGUAGCUAUGGAGUCCUUGGAAAAUGUAAAUUGUUUUGGCUAUUGAUUUGUAACUUAGUAUAUGAUCAGUCAUAUCAGCAUUAAGCUUUCAAAAAUUAUUCAUCCACAACAUUAGGUUGUGAAUGCAUUUGGAGAGGGUGGGACAGAUGUAAAAGGCCUUCACCUGAUGUAAAUCUGCAUGCCAUCUGCACAGCAAUGAAAAAUUCAACCCAAUCACAGAUGGCUGAAUAAUUCAGUGCAUAAAUGGUGCAUUUUUCAUAGUGGGUCUGUUAGUUUUAAAAUUAGGGCUGGGCAACGAUUAAAAGUUUUACUCGUGAUUAAUUGCAUGAUUUCCCUGAGUAAUCAUAAUUAAUCGCAUUAUUAUACGCAAAAUCCAAUAAUGAAUUAAAAAGUAGUGUAUAGCACAAUUUUGUUUUAAAUGUUCUGCCAUAUGAACGAAAGUGCAGAACAAAUGUUAUGGCAAACACUUAACAUCAGCAUUUUGUUUAUACAGUAGCAGUUAAAUAAAAUAUUUAAUGUAAAUCUCAACUUAAUGUUAUCAAAGCAAAUACAAAACUUAAGCUUAUUGCCAAUGUCAGGGCAUUAAUGUUAUCCUGUUUGUUAUAAAAAAAAAACUGCCCACAAAAUCCUGAGCCACAAUCAUAACAUUAAAACGGGCAAUUUCUGAGGUAACAGCAGAGACUUUUCUUUUAUCAGGGAGUAGCAUAACCAGUCUAUGUUCAGUACCAAAGUUAGAGUGAGGUGAAGCACAAAAAAAAAUUCACUGCUGGGAUUUACUGUGCAGAGGACUAGUCUGUAAAGUCCAUGUUUUAUACGGGAUUUCCUUUGGAGAAUGUCACUCAAAAAAGAACCAGAAAACACUUUCAGUGCAGUUUGUAGAUUCCUAAUACUUGACGGGGUUUUUUUUUUUUUACUCCUCUGCACUAAGCCAGUUGCUAAGGCACACAAGAUUAUUUACAUUUUCAGAUGAUAAAUGCCCCUUUUCCACCAAAGCAGUUCCAGGGCUGGUUCGGGGCCAGUGCUUAGUUUGGAACCGGGUUUUCUGUUUCCACUGACAAAGAACUGGCUCUGGGGCCAGAAAAACUGGUUCCAGGCUAGCACCAACUCUCUGCUGGGCCAGAGGAAAGAACCGCUUACGUCAGCGGGGGGGCGGAGUUGUUAAGACCAAUAACAAGACCACGAAAGAUCGCCAUUUUUAACCGACGAGAAGCAGCAGCUGUCCAAACGUGAAGUCAUCCAUUGUUAUUAUUAUUAUUAUUAUUAUUAUUAUUAUUGUUGUUGCUGCUGCUGCUGCUUCUUCUGUGUUGUUUUUGCUUCGAUAUUCGCGCUAAGGUUUAUGCAAACGUAGCGAUGUAACUGACGUAUACAGCGACGUAAUGAUGUGGCUUCUCUUAGCACCGCGAGCUAUGGAAAAGCAAACUGGUUCUCAGCUGGCUCGCGAGUUGAACGAGUUGUAAACCAGCACUGGCCCCGAACCAGCCCUGGAACUGAUUUGGUGGAAAAGAGGCAAUAGAAGCUCUCUUCUUCUGUACAAUAUGACCGGCAAGGGAAAAGAACCUUUCACAGGGUAUGGAGGUUGCAGGUGUGGCCAAGUACUUCUGUGCAUAGGGGGCCAGUCUGCUGUGUGAGCCUGCAUGUUUGGACCACCACUCUAAUGGACAGGACUCUGAACUGAUGGCAGGCUCUGCUCUGUAUCGAUGCACACUGUUCUCAAUUGAGUCUGAAGAUUGCUACUGCAUUGGACCCUAGAUUCAAGGACCUCAAGUGUAUACCCAGAGCUGAGAGGAGUGAGGUGUGGGCCUCAGUCACCAACUUAGUCAAGGAACAAAGGGUUAUUGCAGAGAAACCUGUGGAAGAAAAAACAUCAGAGCCACCAAAGAAAAAGUUAACCUGGCUGCUUCAUCUGAAUCUGAACAAGAUAUGCAAUGUUGGCAUUUUCCUUGCGUGUCUCCAGGUCUUUUCUGAAUGUAGACUUGAACUUGGCCACGUAGGCAGGGUCAUCGUCUGAGCUCUCCAUCACCCAAGAGAUGACAAAAAGCAGGCAGAGCCACAGAGCAUGAGAUGUACUUUUCUCCUCCCAAAAGUUCAGUCACAUACCUGCAACAGAAAAUCAACUCCACUUCAGUCAAAAUAAAUUGCAUUCACUUGUACACAAAAAUAUCCUCUACAUAUUCAUGCUGCAUUUUUACACUACUUCUCUCUUACAUGCACUCAGCCAGGAUAGUGAACAAUAUGAUGUAAAACAUACUGGCAAGGCUCCAGUAGGGUUUCUAACCUCUGCAGUUUUUCCAUUUCAGCUGUAGUUGGCAUGACAAUCUUGGUGUUUGUGGUGAGGACAUCCCUCAGUGGCUGUUCGUUUCUGCGGAUGCUUCUUAUCAUGUCCAGAGUUGAAUUCCAUCUUGUUGGAACGUCUUGCAUAAGUGACUCCUUCUGUCCAUGUUCAACUUGUUGCUCUAAUUCUGCAGCACUUGCUGGACUGUGUUUAAAGUGCCCCACAACUUUCCUGCACUUUGCCAGGACAUUGUCAAAUGCACUGUUCUGCAGAGAUACUGUGACAGAAUGCUGGAGACUGUGCGCAAAGCAGGGUACAUGAUCAAAAGGCAGAUGUCUCGCAGCAGCUGUCAUAUUUCGUGCACUAUCUGUGCUAAGUGUGGUGACUUUAUUUGACACAUUCCACUGUGGGCGGCACGGUGGUGUAGUGGUUAGCGCUGUCGCCUCACAGCAAGAAGGUUCUGGGUUCGAGCCCCGUGGCUGGCGAGGGCCUUUCUGUGUGGAGUUUGCAUGUUCUCCCCGUGUCCGCGUGGGUUUCCUCUGGGUGCUCCGGUUUCCCCCACAGUCCAAAGACAUGCAGGUUAGGUUAACUGGUGACUCUAAAU
Neoarius graeffei (lesser salmon catfish) is the source of this 4681-nucleotide messenger RNA. RefSeq names its product zinc finger protein 239-like. The coding region runs from base 103 to 948 and encodes 281 amino acids. The transcript is spliced from 2 exons. The record is from RefSeq and is a predicted model, not a curated record. Gene Ontology annotation, cellular component: nucleus. NCBI's taxonomy places the organism in Eukaryota, Metazoa, Chordata, Actinopteri, Siluriformes, Ariidae.